Molecule: messenger RNA, 4160 nt
Organism: Aspergillus ibericus CBS 121593
Lineage: Eukaryota; Fungi; Ascomycota; Eurotiomycetes; Eurotiales; Aspergillaceae
Exons: 5
Coding region: 180-4160 (1326 amino acids)
Cellular component (GO): cytosol
Molecular function (GO): palmitoyltransferase activity
Source: RefSeq, a predicted model, not a curated record
GUGAGUGCAACCAGGCGCCAAAACCUGCCAACUACAAUGAUACCUCUUGUUUAAGUGGCGGAGCGGCACGGUAUACUUAUGUAUCUGCCUAAUAUCUCACAUCUGCAACACAACAUAGCAGGGAAGGGCGGGCGACAGACUGACCUCUGAUAUCUCCGCUACGACCUGAAACCGCUACGAUGGGAGCUCUGCGAACCAUAGCGAUUGUGAUCCUGGGGAUCUCUGGGUUUGUUUUUGUGGCUCUGUUUGGGCAACUCCCUGCGUUCCGCAAAACUCCCAUUGGCUGGCUUCAUCGAGCUCUUUGGAUUCACAUCCCUAAUGGGAUAGCUUAUCUUGACAAUCGACUAUUAAAUGGUUGGCUUUUGUACUGCUGGAAUCGCUCCGGCAGUUAUAUAUUGCAUGAGAACCAUCCACUUAUUCUUAUAUUCUUUGCCUCGCUUAUGGUGACAGGGCAGUGUAUGUUUAUCCCGAGUGCUUGGUCGAGGAUCUCUACCGUCCAACAUUUCUGGAUUCCGAUCAUUGCUACAAUGCCCUAUGCGCUUUUGUAUAUGAGCGUCACGACCAAGUCAUUCAUCACCCCGAAGAAUCAUGCAAUGGAACUAGAGCGCUAUCCAUAUGAUAGGGUCAUCUUUCACCCAGGACAACGUUGCCGCACCUGUCAUGUUAUCAAGCCGGCUCGAAGUAAGCACUGCGGUAUCUGCAAAGCAUGUGUUUCACGACAAGACCAUCACUGCGUUUGGCUCAUGAACUGUGUUGGACUGCACAAUUACCACUAUUUUCUAUCGAUGAUCUUGUCGCUAUGUAUCAUGCUGAUCUACGGCUCGUGUCUCGGGUACAGUCUGCUGUACCAGACCUACGAUAAGCUGAUACCAUCAGACUCACUCUUACGAACGACCCGGCAAACUUGGACUGCUUUCUUCAAUAUAUGGGCUGUAGUCGUCGCUGCCGAUCUUCGGAUCGGUGGGAUCACCUUGCUGAUGUCUAUGACAGCCCCUCUAGCGGCCGCCUUUCUCGUAUACCACACUUACCUCAUCUGGGCUGGUAUGACGACCAACGAGAGCUCCAAGUGGUCGGAUUGGAAAGAAGAGGUUGCAGAUGGCAUGGCUUUCAAAUCCACCAAGGUUGAGAUUUACGGCACCUCGCCCCUGUUGGCUGAAUAUCAAAGUGUCCAAUCGUCCUGGCCAGUAAGCAGUGAGCAGGUCCUCGUGCUCACGGAUGGUGAGCCGCCAAAAGAAGGAUGCCUGCUGUCCCCAGAUUCCAACGAGAUCAGCCAGCCGAGCGACAGAGACGCUCCCAUCGAUCGGAGGUGGGUUCAGGUGCAAAGCAUGAGGGAGAUUGACAACAUCUACGACCUGGGAUUUUGGAACAAUCUGCGUCAUGCCCUCGGCUUGAGUAUCCGGCCGAAGGUAUCUGCAAGCGACGUCAGAAUGGCCGACCGCACGGCAGCGGAGAUCAAACCGAAAUGCACCCCCGCGGAGCUCAUGUUGAAGGUCAUCCUGACGGGGACCUUGAGCCACUAUGAAACCCGCGGGAUGAUUGACGACAAACGCCUAGAACACAUGCUUUCUGCUGGGAAGCAAAUUUUAUACAAGACGCACCAGGAGAGUGAUGUCAGACAUAAUCUUGGCCUCUCUCCGGAUAUUUGGCAAGGUUUUACAGACGUACUGACGAAGGCGAUCCCAGUCCUAGAGUCCCAAUCAUUUGCCUGGAAGAGCCCCCCGACGGCAAACUACGAUCAUUCCUCCUCCAAUUUAAUAGCCUACAAUUAUUUCUCGCUAGUCAAGGACAUUGAGCGCCUAAAUGAUCUCUGUACCAUCGCUCGGAACCUACUCGCUACCACGAAAAAGGCCCAGAACAUGGCGGCGGAGAAAGGCUUCGAUCAGCGGAUCUUAGCUCUGGUAGAUACCUGUGUUAGAGUAACCGCGCGCGGGUUUGACGGGGAAACAAAUGCACGGAAUGAAGAGCGCUGGCAAAAGGUCGUCAACCUUUACAAGCGCCUUCUCAUCACCUGCCUGCAGUUUUUGCAUAACUUCAUCAUGCACAACGAACAGCGCAAGAUGGUCCUCUGGUUAGACUUGUUCGGAUACCACUCCACUGGCGACUCCAACAUCAUCCAACCCCGGGAGCCCCUGGACCCGGCUUGCAAUCAGCAGGAGGGAAUGGCGCCAAUCGUAAAGACCGGAGAGAGGAUAGUAAACCCGCCGAUAAGGGCCCUUUACGACCAAACCGCCGAAGAUUUGCUCCUGGAGACCAUUUCCAACUUCCCGCGAGAACCUGCGACCAUUAAGGAAGAGGCAGCCAUGCUACUCCUUGCUAACAUCAAGGACCACAUGGAGAAGCUUCUCGGACGCGAUUUGACCGCCAUUCAGGAAAUGGGCAAGGACCCCGAACAAGUGAAGGAGAUCCGCGCGGCACUGACUGCUAUUCUCGGAGCCAAGGUGGAUGGCUGGUCUGACCUUCAGGACCGAGCCAAGGACCUCCCACCUGCCUUGCCGGAAGACGAGCCGCCCCGUAAGAAGGCGAUCGUCACGAUUGACCGCAGUGCAACCGCUGGAUUCCCACGGGUCUGCUGGACCGAUCUUCCCGACCUCAGUGAAUACGGAGCGCUCUCGGGCGGCGAUGCGACUGUCAUGGAGGAAGACAUGAGCAUGCCGCGCUCUGCACAGUCGGCCGCAGAAACACUGCAGGAGGCUAAAGACGAGCUGAUGGCACGACUGCAGGAGAGCUCCCAGAUUGCGGAUGGUGACCAGGACUAUGAUACUGGAGAUGCAGGCACGGUUGGCGACGACGAUUCGCGCAGCUUGGAGGCCGUCGCGGAUGGUAGUAUGGAGGAGGAAGAGGAAGAGGACGACGAGGAUGACGACGACUACCGAGGCCGACCAGGCGACCAGCAGCGGGGUCUGUUGACCGAUAUUCCGCUGGUGCUGGGUCCUGCGGAGAUCGAAGCUCUGCCCAUGAUCAUCCAGGCAGGUAUUGUGGAUAGUUUCGGAUUGAAGGGCGGAGAGAGAAGUGGCUCGAGGAACAUGCAGGCUCUCAGAUGUCAUAUUCUACUUACCCAGGAGACGGGUCGGAAUCUGCUUCGCGAGUUAUUGAUCUUCAUCGCUGCCUGGGAUCUCCCGGAUGAUGAACUCUACUUCAAGAUGAUGGUUCAGAUCAUGGAUGCCGUUCUCAGAAACGGUCUCAUGUCGCAUGCUUAUUCCGAUUUUGGCCAGCCGAAGGACAUCAUCUCGCCUGCACAAGCGGUUGUCGUCAAGAUCCUCACGCAUAUCUUCCGCGCUAAGUACUCUCCUGCAUCGGUUACGGGGUCGACGCAGCCCAAUGCGACCAAGAACCCGGCACCGCUUUCGCGGGUCGACAUUCUUACUGUCCGGUACAUCUUUACGAUAUUCCGCGGCAACAUUAUUCCCGAGACCUGCGCUUUGAUCUAUCUCCAGGGUCAGAUCCGGGCCGGACGGGCUCUGCCCGAGGACUUCCCUCUGAACCUGUGGGACAUGGAGCGGGUCUACGAAGGUGUCUACCAGUUCCUGGAGUUCUUCGCCGUGCUUACCGAAAACAACGACUGGAAGAAUCUCUUGGUCAAAUGGGAGAUUGUCUAUGACCUGGUGACGUUGAUCAAGGAGCUCGAAGCUAGCAUUCCCAAGGGCCAGCUGAGUUCUCUCGGGCUUGGACGUAACAGCCCAUCCAAGGAACAGCCUCAGCUCACGGCCCCGGCACCGGUUGCCGUUGAACGGCCAUACGACCCUGGCGACCCCGACCCUGUUGAUGGUCCCGGGUCCCGGGCCGAAUCCCCGCCGAUCACCGAAGAUCCGUCCGAGUUCGAAUGGCGCAACCUCAAGAAGCUCGUGGUGCUUGUCCUGUCGUCUCUUGUCUGGAAGUGCCCGGAGGUCCAGGACCAGAUCCGUCGCUACGGGGGUGUCGAGACCAUCCUAUCGUGCACUAACUUCGAUGCGCACAACCCCUACAUCAAGGAACACGCAGUGAUGUGCCUGAAGUUCCUACUGGAGGGUAACCGCGAGAACCAGAAGAUGGUGGAAGAGCUGGAAGCGCGGGAGGUAGUGAAGGAUGAGGGGGGCGUUCUAGAACGGAGCGGACUGGAAGCCGUCAUCGACAAGACUGGCAAACUGGCCAUCCGAACCAAGGACGGACAGGAGAAGCGUUAG